AUUUUCUGCAUUGACUUUAUUCGUUACCAGCACCACCAGAGAGAUGAUGAUUUUUUUCAUGAACUUCCAGAAACUUUUCCAUCUGAUCCUCCAGAGCCAUUGCCCCACUUCCUCAUCGAACCCGAGGAGGCUUACAUUGUGAAGAACAAGCCCGUGAAUCUGUACUGCAAAGCGAGCCCAGCCACGCAGAUCUAUUUUAAGUGCAACAGUGAAUGGGUUCAUCAGAAGGACCAUGUGGUGGAUGAGAGAGUAGAUGAAACCUCUGGUCUGAUUGUCCGAGAGGUAAGCAUUGAGAUUUCCCGCCAGCAAGUUGAGGAGCUAUUUGGGCCCGAAGAUUACUGGUGCCAGUGCGUUGCCUGGAGUUCAGCCGGCACCACCAAGAGCCGAAAAGCCUACGUCCGCAUUGCAUAUCUACGGAAAACUUUUGAGCAGGAGCCCUUGGGGAAAGAAGUGUCCCUGGAGCAAGAAGUCCUGCUUCAGUGCCGUCCCCCCGAAGGCAUCCCAGUAGCUGAGGUGGAGUGGCUGAAAAACGAAGAGGUGAUUGACCCUGUGGAAGACCGAAAUUUUUACAUCACCAUCGAUCACAACUUGAUCAUCAAGCAAGCCCGGCUUUCUGACACAGCCAAUUACACCUGUGUCGCCAAAAACAUUGUGGCCAAAAGGAAAAGCACCACGGCCACUGUGAUUGUCUAUGUGAAUGGAGGCUGGUCUACCUGGACGGAGUGGUCAGUGUGUAACAGCCGAUGUGGGAGAGGCUUCCAGAAGCGUACGAGGACCUGCACCAAUCCUGCCCCACUCAAUGGUGGUGCCUUCUGCGAGGGCCAGAGUGUUCAGAAAAUAGCUUGCACCACUCUGUGUCCAGUGGACGGCAAGUGGACAUCCUGGAGCAAGUGGUCCACCUGUGGCACGGAGUGCACCCACUGGCGUCGGAGGGAGUGCACGGCCCCGGCGCCGAAGAACGGGGGGAAAGACUGCGAGGGGCUAGUGCUGCAGUCCAAGAAUUGCACCGACGGGCUCUGCAUGCAGGCUGCUCCUGACUCCGAUGAUGUUGCCCUCUACGUCGGGAUUGUCAUAGCCGUGAUCGUGUGCCUGGCUAUUUCCGUGGCUGUGGCCCUGUUUGUUUACCGCAAGAACCACCGUGACUUUGAGUCAGAUAUUAUUGACUCCUCGGCGCUAAAUGGGGGAUUUCAGCCUGUUAACAUCAAGGCUGCAAGGCAAGACCUGCUGGCAGUGCCACCAGACCUCACUUCGGCUGCAGCCAUGUACAGGGGUCCUGUUUACGCCUUGCAUGACGUCUCUGAUAAAAUCCCAAUGACCAAUUCUCCGAUCCUGGACCCGCUGCCCAACCUGAAAAUCAAGGUUUAUAACACCUCUGGUGCUGUCACUCCCCAGGAUGACCUCUCUGACUUCUCCUCCAAGCUGUCCCCACAGAUUACACAGUCUCUGCUGGAGAAUGAGACCCUGAACAUGAAAAACCAGAGCCUUGCUCGGCAAACAGACCCAUCAUGCACUGCAUUUGGGACCUUCAACUCUUUAGGAGGUCACCUAGUAAUUCCCAAUUCAGGAGUAAGCUUGCUGAUCCCAGCAGGUGCCGUUCCACAAGGAAGAGUCUAUGAAAUGUAUGUGACAGUUCACAGGAAGGAGAACAUGAGGUAA
This is a messenger RNA of Apaloderma vittatum (bar-tailed trogon), 1656 nucleotides long. It is a transcript of the gene UNC5C, whose product is annotated as unc-5 homolog C (C. elegans). The record is from RefSeq and is a predicted model, not a curated record. The annotation marks the transcript as partial. Gene Ontology annotation, molecular function: netrin receptor activity. NCBI's taxonomy places the organism in Eukaryota, Metazoa, Chordata, Aves, Trogoniformes, Trogonidae. Gene Ontology annotation, biological process: netrin-activated signaling pathway. Gene Ontology annotation, cellular component: membrane. The transcript has 10 exons.